AUGGCACCUAGACACCUGCUCAUCCUCCUCGGCCUGGUCACCGAGAUUCGAUCCGAAUUCUCAACCAUCAGAGAUAUUCUCGAGAACACUAACAAGCGACUUCCGACCCAGAAUACUUCAAGACCCCUCGAUGUCCACCUCGGCUUCUAUUUGGAGAGUAUCGGCAAUUUUAGGGCCGAGGAGAUGUCCUUUGAUGUGGAUAUGUAUGCAUACAUGUCGUGGAACGACUGGCGACUUAGGCAUAAUUUCCCAGAUUAUGUAAUGGUCAACGACGAUGCUAUACGACAACAGCUAUGGCUACCCGAUCUGUACUUUGCAAAUGCUAUUAAGUCAAAAGUACACGACGUCACUGUGCCGAAUUUUAGUUUGUUUAUUGAUCGAGAUGAUGCUUAUAUUGCAAAGCAAGUUAAUGUAACCUGGUUCAACCCGAAUCCCGUUCGGUUUAACCCGUCAAUUGGGCUUCCGGAAUUCGAGAUUACGAACGUCACGGAAGCGUAUUGUAACGGAACCUACCGCUAUGCAGUGACGCCCACAAAGUAUAAAGUUGAUACCUUUAGUUGCCUACUUGGCAAUAUUCAUUUGUCCCGCUCGAUUGGAUACAACUUGGUGCAGAGUUAUAUCCCGACCGGGCUAAUUGUUAUAAUUUCCUGGGUGUCAUUUUGGAUUGAUCGGAGAGCCGUUCCUGCCAGGGUUACGCUCUCUUUUACCACGCUUGUUUCGCUGACGACAUUGGGUAAUGGUUUACGUUUCGGGCUCCCUCAGGUCAGCUACGCAAAAGCCAUUGACUUUUGGUAUGGCGCUUGCAUGCUGUUCGUCUUCAUGGCCCUUCUUGAAUUCGCGAUUAUCAACAGCUAUAUGCGAAAGGCGGAGAAAUACGGGGAAAUGGCAAAGAAGUUUAUGCAAUCGAGAGUUGACAACACCGACACGGUAGAGCCAAAGGAGAUGGGGAUGAAUGAUAUCAGGAAAGGAUCAAAAUCUCCGAAAAGCUCCGCCAAAAAUUCUCGUUCCCCUGUCACGCCACAUAUGACACCCGAAACCAGAAGAUCACUGGCAAACAAUAAUAGUUAUGAACCAUACGAUCCACGCAUCGCCAACCAUCGGCCAAAACCGAAGAUCUUUGGCGAUAGAAUUCGGUUUGCCGAUGAAGAACUCCCAAUGACGGUGAUCAACGGCUCAUUGUCGUCUUACGAUAACUUAUCGCCGAGGCGAAGGGGCACCGUACACGUUCGAAGGGAAGAUUUGGAUAUAUCUGAUGACGACGAGGAGCUUUUCGACAAGGCGGUACAGGAGCGGACAAAGCCAUUUGUAGUCUAUGCAACGGAUAAUGGGACGGCGAUAUUUUAUAAUGCUGAAAAACAAAAAGCCAUCGAAGAACAGAAAAUGGCGGCUCAACGAAAGAGACGAAUGUCUCGAUACCGGCUCAGCGUUUGCGAAAACGCAUAUUCCACCAUGUCGAAAUCCUUCUCCCGAACAGCCCUUCAUAUCGAUAAGGGAUGUCGCUAUGGAUUUCCAUUAGUUUUCCUAUUUUGGAACCUUUUCUAUUGGUGGUUCUACUUGUUCUGGCGCAAAAAUAUGUCGAUUUUUGGGCCUUACUUC
Molecule: messenger RNA, 1596 nt
Organism: Mesorhabditis spiculigera
Lineage: Eukaryota; Metazoa; Nematoda; Chromadorea; Rhabditida; Rhabditidae
Source: the annotation of a GenBank genome assembly